AUGAAGACUUUCGUUGUGCGUUCGCUUUUGGCAUCUCUUGCUGCAGGCCUUGUUGCCGCGUCCAGCGGUGCCGUUUCCUAUGCUGGCUAUCAGGUUCUUCGUGUGAACACAUUGGGCCACCUAGCUGAGGUGCAGAAGAAGCUCUCGACUAUCUCCUACCAGCAGUGGGAGGAUACCGAUACCCACGUCGAUAUUGUCGUCUCGGCAGAUCAGUUCGAGAAACUCCAGUCGCUUGGCCUGAAGUACCGCACUCUGCACAAGGAUCUCGGAGACUCGAUAGAAAAGGAAGGCCAACGAAAAGCCUAUCGCAAACGUGAUAUCGAAGACCUGUCAUGGUACGAUGCCUACUCACCAUACGCCGAGCACCUGCAAUAUAUUGCCGAUCUCCAAGCGGCCUUCCCGAACAACUCCAAGCUGGUCUCUUCCGGUCGAUCGUACGAGAACCGCACAAUUCAGGGAAUUCAUCUAUACGGUGACGCAGGUCCUGGAAAGCCCGCGGUGCUUUACCACGGCAAUGUGCACGCGCGCGAGUGGAUUACCUCCAAGACCGUGGAGUAUCUUACUCUGCAGCUCAUCAACGCUCACAAGAACGCCACAAACACCACGCAGUCAGUCCUGAACCAAUACGACUUUCACAUCUUCCCCAUCGUCAACCCAGAUGGCUUCGUCUACUCGCAAGAGAAGGAUCGACUUUGGCGUAAGACUCGCACACCUCCCCCACCAGGUCAGAACCAAACCUGCUAUGGCACCGACAUCAACCGUAACUGGGAGUACGGCUGGGAUGCGAAUUCGCUGGGCGCAUCUACGAACGCCUGCGCGCAGGCCUACAGGGGUGAGAAGCCGUCGGAUACAAUCGAGAACCAGGGCCUUGAUGCCUACGCACGCAAGUUGCGCGACACUGUCGGAAUUAAGUUGUAUAUCGACUGGCACAGUUAUGGACAGUACAUCCUCUCGCCUUUCGGAUCCAAGGAAGAGUGGUACGCUCCCGAACUCGGCAAGUGGACUAAGACCGCUUCAGUCUUGAGCGAGACGAUCCGCGACAGCUCUGACAGACGCACGACUUUCACUUUCGGACCCAGUGGUGCCACCCUGUAUACUACCACUGGAGCUGCCCCCGACCAUCUGUAUGCUAUUGGUGGAGCUGAUUUCUCUUAUACCAUUGAGCUUCCUGACACCGGCGACUACGGCUUUGUGCUGCCUGCUGAGAGGAUCAGGGGUGCUGCAGAGGAACAAUGGGCUGGCCAGCAGGUAUUAUACACUCUUCUGGGUGAGGUCUUCUUUGAUGGACUUGGUCCAGCUUAG
This is a messenger RNA of Ascochyta rabiei, 1302 nucleotides long. RefSeq lists its product as uncharacterized. Gene Ontology annotation, molecular function: zinc ion binding; metallocarboxypeptidase activity. The transcript has a single exon. The record is from RefSeq and is a predicted model, not a curated record. Gene Ontology annotation, biological process: proteolysis. NCBI's taxonomy places the organism in Eukaryota, Fungi, Ascomycota, Dothideomycetes, Pleosporales, Didymellaceae. The coding region runs from base 1 to 1302 and encodes 433 amino acids.